UAAGUGGACACUGCUUGACAUCUUUCAUUGAUCUUGAGGGAAAAAUUUUGUUUUCGGAAAUGAUAAUAUUCAUCCUAUUAUCAACAAUAACAGUGUCUGCAGUACCAGUCUGUCCUAAUGCCCUUCCUCCCCCGCUUUCACAAGGAGGAGCUGCUCAAGCUCAACGAGUUGUUGAAGUCACUAACCAGCAAUCUGUUGCUUUUACACCGGCCCCUCUUUCCCCUAACACUGAUCAACCACAGCCUGGGGUCCCUGAGCAGCCAGGUCCCCAUUGGGUCCCCCAGCAGCCAGGUCCCCAUUGGGUCCCCCAGCAGCCAGGUCCUCAGGGGGGGCCCCAGUUUCUGCUUCCAGCACACCACUACACCUGGCCUACACUAGCGGGCAGUCCAAUGAUUAUCCCUCUGCAGCCAGGCGUCUACGGAGCUCAGCCUGCUAACCAGCCAACACUCCCACAGCAGCCUCUGAUUUUCCCUUCUUAUAGCUACUUCCCCCUUUUCUCAUCACCCUAUAGGAAUCAGCUGAUCUCCCCAUAUGGAUUCCCAAUGAUUCUUGAAUCCCCUCCUCCACAAACUUCAGGAAAUCAACCUCAUAACAAUCACGUGUUACCUGUAGAAACACCUGGAGCUGGUCCUCCAGGAGAUGUACCUCAGCAAGUGCAGCAACAGCAGAAUCCCCAAGUUGUUUACAUGCUCCAGCAACCCAAGGGCUCUACACUUGGCAGCCUGAGCUCAGAGGAACUCCAGAUGGCAGCUGAGAUGGGCCGGCUGGGCGUUUACCUGACCACCCUGCUCACCAACUCACCAUCUGGAGCCGUUCAGCCUGUGAAUCAGGCCGCUGGGCUUGCAAACUCAGAGCAGCAAAGCAUCCAGCCAACGGUAGCUGGAGGCCAGCAGACACAGGGGCCGGCAAGCUCUGGACCACAGCUGAACGCUAACAGCAGCCCUGUAGGGUUGGAGGCAGCAACUGUCCAAACACCUAUUGAAGCCAAACCCACUCAGGGAAACCAUGUCUGAGACUGCAGCCACUGGCAAAGACAACCCACAACAUACUCAGAAAACCCACAUUACUGAUAAUAACUGAAUAACAAAUGAUGUUUCUUAUUAUCUUUAUCUUAGCAGUUAACAAAUUGUGAACGUUAUAUCACAAUUUUUCAUUUUGAUAUUGUCAA
Plectropomus leopardus (leopard coralgrouper) is the source of this 1168-nucleotide messenger RNA. The record is from RefSeq and is a predicted model, not a curated record. Lineage: Eukaryota; Metazoa; Chordata; Actinopteri; Perciformes; Serranidae.